AUGGGUCGACGACAUGCCAAUCCGCUGCACAACCCGCUGCACUAUGCGGCACGGCAACCGCCUUCCGGCCCCCCGGUGACCGCAGCCGCGGCCGGGCGAGCCCUUCCCAGCUACGACUACGUCAUUGUGGGCGCCGGCGCGGCGGGAUGUGUGCUCGCCAACAAGCUGUCCGAGGACAAGGACGUGUCGGUGCUCGUCCUCGAGGCCGGCGGCGACAACACGAAGGUGUUGGAGUGCAAGGUCCCGCUCAUGUUUUCCAAACUCUUCCACGGCCAGCAUGAUUGGGACUACUACACCGUGGAACAGGAGGCCGUGGCCUCUCGCCGACUGUACUGGCCGCGCGGGCGCAUCCUCGGCGGCUCGUCGUCCAUGAACGCCAUGAUCUACCACCACUGCUCCGCCUCCGACUUUGACGAGUGGGAGUCGGUCCACGGCUGCGACGGCUGGGGCUAUCGAGACCUCGCUCCGCACUUUCGAAGCGUCGAAAAGUUCACGCCCAACCCGGCCCGCCCGGCCAUCGAUGCGGCGCACCGUGGCGACGCCGGCAAGUGGCAGACGGGCUACUCGUGGCUGUCUCAGAUUGUCGAGGACGGCUUCCUCCCGGCCUGCGACGACGCCGGCAUCCCCCCCAACAGCGACAUCAAUACCAAGAACGGCAGUCUGGGCGUCACGCGGCUGCAGACCUUUAUCGACAGCAAGGGGCAGCGGUCGUCGCUGGCCACGGCCUUCCUGACCCCGGAUGUCCUGCGCCGGCCCAACCUGUACGUGGCCUGCGGCGCCCAAGUCACCAGGGUCCUGUUUGACCGAAUCAACAAUGCCGAGCCGACUGCCAUUGGCGUCGAGUUCCAAGUCUCCCGGGGCGGCGAGCGGUACCAGGUCCACGCCGGGCGCGAGGUCAUUCUCUCCGCGGGAGCCGUCAACACGCCCCAGACGCUCAUGCUCAGCGGCAUCGGGCCCGAGGACGAGCUGAAGAAGCACUCGAUUGCGCCUGUCUUUGCCAACGACAACGUCGGGAGGCAGCUCAAGGACCACCUCUGCAGCAACGGCGUCUUGUGCAAGUCCAAGAAGGGCUCGACCCUCGACUACCUCGCCGACGACAUCAAGGCCAUCCCGGCCCUGGUGCAGUGGCUGCUAUUCGGGACCGGUCCGCUGACCAGCAAUGUCGGCGAGGCCGCCGCCUUUGUCCGGACCUUUGAGUACGACUUGCCCGGUCUCGUUCCCAAGGACUACACCUCUGGCGACAAGGCCCCGGACUUGGAGAUUAUCGGCGCGCCGAUUGCUUUUAUCCACCACGGAGAGGAACGGCCUCUGGACGAUGCCAAUGUCUUUAGUCUGGCCCCGAUCGGCCUGCGGCCACAGAGCAGUGGCACAAUCCGCCUCAAGAGCGCAGACGUCUUUGACCACCCCAUCAUUGACCCCCAGUAUCUCACCGACAAGGAGGACAAUGACAAAAAGGUCUUGAUAGCCGGACUCCGCCUCUGUCUCAAGAUUAUGCGCAGCCCAGCCUUCCAAAAGUACUUGGACCCCGUCCCCGCGAACGACGACCCUUCGUCGUACUGGUGGCCGUAUUCGUGCAGCGAUCCCGACGCCGUGACCGACGAGCAACUCGGGCGCUACCUGGUCGAGCGGGCAUUCACCCUCUACCACCCCGUCGGUUCGGCGAGGAUGGGGCCGUCGCCCUCCGACAGCGUUGUCGAUACAGAGUGCCGCGUGUACGGGACGAAUGGGCUUCGCGUUGUCGAUGCCAGCAUCUUUCCAGAGCAGAUUAGCGGGCAUCCGACGGCGCCUAUUGCGGCCAUUGCACACAGGGCCAGCGAGAUGAUUAAACAGGGCCGCAAGACUGCCUAG
Molecule: messenger RNA, 1848 nt
Organism: Metarhizium brunneum ARSEF 3297
Lineage: Eukaryota; Fungi; Ascomycota; Sordariomycetes; Hypocreales; Clavicipitaceae
Molecular function (GO): flavin adenine dinucleotide binding; oxidoreductase activity, acting on CH-OH group of donors
Source: RefSeq, a predicted model, not a curated record